Messenger RNA from Phodopus roborovskii (desert hamster), 2233 nucleotides. RefSeq names its product major facilitator superfamily domain containing 13A (gene Slc68a1). The coding region runs from base 191 to 1741 and encodes 516 amino acids. Lineage: Eukaryota; Metazoa; Chordata; Mammalia; Rodentia; Cricetidae. The transcript has 9 exons. The record is from RefSeq and is a predicted model, not a curated record.
UGGGAAGGGGCGGAGGGAGAGACCCGGGAAGCCCGAGGCUGCCAGCGCGCAGGCGCACUGUCUGGCACCUGGCUCCCCGCAACCACGGAAUUAGGCAUCCUCUGUCAGGAUUGCGAGACAAGAAUGGUCAGAUUGCCAACCUCUGCCAGCCCUCCUCAGUGCUCCUGGGGCUGAAGCUUGGGCAGCAGCCAUGGGGCUAGACUGGCCCCAAGCCUGGCUGUUGGGCCUGCCCACAGCCGUGGUGUAUGGCUCCUUGGCCCUCUUCAUUUCCAUCCUGCAUAAUGUGUUCCUGCUGUACUAUGUGGACACCUUUGUCUCGGUGUAUAAGAUCAACAAAGUGUCCUUCUGGAUUGGAGAGACUGUAUUUCUCCUCUGGAACAGCUUCAACGACCCCCUCUUCGGCUGGCUCAGUGACCGCCAGUUUCUCAGCUCCCAGCCCCGGUCAGGAGCUGGGCUCUCCUCCAGAGAUGUGGUGCUGACGCGGGUGCGGGCUCUGAGCUGGCAUGGGCCGCUGCUGGCACUGUCCUUCCUGGCAUUCUGGGUGCCCUGGGCCCCAGCCGGCUUGCAGUUCUUACUGUGCCUGUGCCUUUAUGAUGGCUUCUUGACGCUUGUGGACCUCCACCAUCAUGCCCUGCUGGCUGACCUGGCUCUCUCAGCCCACGACCGCACGCACCUCAACUUUUACUGUUCCCUCUUCAGUGCAGCUGGCUCCAUGUCCGUCUUUGCCUCCUACGCCUUUUGGAACAAGGAGGACUUCUCCUCCUUCCGUGCCUUCUGUGUGGUGCUAGCUGCUGGCUCCGGGCUGGGCUUUCUGGCGGCCACACAAUUGUUGAGGCGGCGGAUUGAGGCAACCCGACGGGACAGGGGGUGCUCAGCCCUGGUCGUGGAUGGCAGCGUAUGUGAAGAGCUGCUGGUGGGUGGUGAGGAAGCAGGCAGCAUCAGCUUGGGCCAGUACCUCCGGCAACUGGCACGCCACCAAAACUUCCUGUGGUUCGUGGGCAUGGACCUGGUACAGGUGUUUCACUGCCACUUUAACAGUAACUUCUUCCCCCUCUUCUUGGAGCACCUGUUGUCAGACCACAUCUCCCUCUCCACAGGCUCCUUCCUGUUGGGCAUCUCCUAUGUUGCCCCUCAUCUCAACAACCUGUACUUCCUGCCCCUGUGCCGGCGCUGGGGAGUCUAUGCCGUGGUGCGGGGGCUCUUCCUGCUCAAGCUGGGCCUCAGCCUCCUCAUGCUAUUGGCUGGCCCGGACUGCCCUGGCCUGCUUUGCUGCUUCAUUGCCAGCAACCGGGUCUUCACCGAGGGCACCUGUAAGCUGCUGACCCUGGUGGUCACUGAUCUGGUGGAUGAGGACAUGGUACUGAACCAUCGGAAACAGGCGGCCUCGGCGCUUCUCUUCGGUAUGGUUGCCCUGGUGACCAAACCUGGCCAGACCUUUGCCCCAUUGCUGGGCACCUGGCUUCUCUGCUUCUACACAGGUCACGACCUUUUCCAGCAGCCCCCACUGACUUCUGUGGGCAGUGCCCAGCCAUGGCCAGAGCCUCCAGCCCCAGCCCCAGCGCAGGCUCCCACACUCCGCCAGGGCUGUUUCUACCUGCUGGUGCUGGUGCCUAUCACCUGUGCACUGCUACAGCUCUUCACCUGGUCCCAGUUCACGCUACACGGGAGACGCCUCCGUGUGGUCAAGGCCCAGCGACAGAACCUGGCACAGAUCCAUACACUGGACAUUAAGACGGUGUGAGAAGUGUGGCCAGGGCAUUCUGCUGAGGUCACUGCGCUAGUCCCAGCAGGGACCUCUCUUGCGGGCCAGGACCCUGUUCUUUACCUUCUCUGGGUGCAGCCGGAGAGCAGAUGGCAUGGGGGAGCCUCUGGGGCAGAACCAGGCGCCUCACUGAGGCCUGCCCUUCUUUGGCUGUGGGACUCAGCUCGGGCAAGGGCUGGGCCUUAUGUGCUCAGGGACUGUGACUCUGCAGCAAGAAGGAAGGAGGGCUGAGUGUGGUGUGUACGGAGCCGUGGCUCGCCACUUGGGUUAGGGAAGUUCUGACACUGUGACUUCUUUUGCCCAAGUCCGGGGAAGCUGACUGAAAGUGCCCCUUGCCCCUCCUCCUCGUUUCUCUCAGGCACCUCUGCUUCAGUUUGGAGUGGCAUGCUCUCUGUGCUGCAGGCCCAGCAGGCCUCGAACCUCUAGAGACUCAUCUCACUGCAGAGCAAGUAAAGCCAGUCAUUCCUGCUC